CGCCCAGCACGGCGGCCGCUCCGGCAGCAGGCAGCGGCCAUGGAGGGCAGUCAGGGGAGCUCGCCCUCCUCAGCCAACUCCUCCGAGGAGCUCAGCGCCGCGCUGCCGCUGACCAAGGGGAUGUCCAUCUUCCUCGAUAUAUUAAGAAGAGCAGACAAAAAUGAUGAUGGCAAACUGUCUUUUGAGGAAUUCAAAGCAUACUUUGCUGAUGGAGUCCUGAGUGGAGAAGAAUUGCACGAGCUUUUUCACACCAUUGACACACACAAUACUGACAACCUUGAUACAGAAGAACUCUGUGAGUAUUUUUCCCAGCACUUGGGAGAGUAUGAAAAUAUGCUGUCUGCCUUAGAAGAUCUAAAUGUUUCUAUACUUAAGGCCAUGGACAAAACAAAGAAAGACUAUCAGAAAGCCUCUAAAUUGGAACAGUUUGUGACUCGUUUCUUACUGAAAGAAACACUGAAUCAGCUACAGUCUCUCCAGAACUCCCUAGAGUGUGCCAUGGAAACCACAGAGGAACAAACUCGUCAGGAAAGACAAGGACCAGCAAAGCCAGAGGUGCUCUCAAUUCAAUGGCCAGGAAAACGUUCAACUCGAAGAUUUCAGAGGAACAACAGCUUAUCACCAAACAGUCCUCAUUUUAAUACAGGUUGGUUAGAGGAAGACAACCAGUGGAUGACCCAGAUAAACAGACUCCAGAAGCUGAUUGACAGGUUGGAAAAGAAGGAUCUGAAGCUGGAGCCACGGGAAGAGGCGGUUUUGGAAGGAAACACAAAAUCUCACAUAAUGAUUGUUCAGCGUCAAAUGUCUGUGCUAGAGGAAGAACUAGAAGAAUUCCGACUCGCUCUGAAACAAUAUGUGGAGUCUGCUUCUACUCGGACUGGAUGUUUGCAUGUUUCCAUACAGAAGCUUUCAAGUGAAUCCCGCUUCAUUGUUUAUGAGUUCUGGGAGAACACCAGUGCCUGGAAUAGCCAUCUCCAGAUGAACUACUGCAAGACAUUCCAAAGGAGUAACGUGGACUUCUUGGAAACUCCAGAACUCAUGACAACUAUGCUAGUACCUGCUUCCUGGUGGGUCCUGAACAACAACUAGAAGCUAUCAUUGUGGCUCCAAGUAAUGGUAAAUGUUAUAUUUUGUAUUCAAACCACAUCCAUACAGCAGUCGACAGGUGCUACAGCUAAUGGAACAGGAUGUAACAGUAUUUACCAUAAGCACGAUCUUUUCCAUUUUAAAACAUGUGAAAACUAUGUAUGCAUUACAUUCUCUCCUUGUGACUCUUUUGGUGAAAUCUUUUUACAAGCUUAUGUAUGGGCAUCUGUGCCCCUGCUAAACUGCUAGAGAUGUGUGUUUGCACGUGCUCAAACCAGACAAAUUAUUGUACAGAAAUGUGUCUUAUAGAAAUGGUCAGUGCAUGUAAGCUUUAAGUACUUUGACGGAUUUUAUCUUUAUGCUAAUAAAUAGUUACUCCAA
Messenger RNA from Pelodiscus sinensis (Chinese soft-shelled turtle), 1467 nucleotides. It is a transcript of the gene NECAB1, whose product is annotated as N-terminal EF-hand calcium binding protein 1. The record is from RefSeq and is a predicted model, not a curated record. NCBI's taxonomy places the organism in Eukaryota, Metazoa, Chordata, Testudines, Trionychidae. Gene Ontology annotation, biological process: regulation of amyloid precursor protein biosynthetic process. Gene Ontology annotation, molecular function: calcium ion binding. Gene Ontology annotation, cellular component: cytoplasm.